Schistocerca nitens (vagrant locust) is the source of this 5943-nucleotide messenger RNA. RefSeq lists its product as uncharacterized. The record is from RefSeq and is a predicted model, not a curated record. Gene Ontology annotation, molecular function: G protein-coupled receptor activity. Gene Ontology annotation, cellular component: membrane. Gene Ontology annotation, biological process: cell surface receptor signaling pathway; G protein-coupled receptor signaling pathway. The coding region runs from base 238 to 2706 and encodes 822 amino acids. The transcript has 8 exons. NCBI's taxonomy places the organism in Eukaryota, Metazoa, Arthropoda, Insecta, Orthoptera, Acrididae.
CGAGACGUCCCAGAAGGCGGCAGCACACGGCAGUAGCAGCAGCAGGCGGUGCGCCAACCGAUUGUUGUGAGCGCUCGGAGUCGUAGUUUACUAGUCUCAAGGGGUGCGAGUGCGCCAUGAAGCCUAUAACCAGACACUGGGAGAGCAGUCUCUUUCACAAGAUCACCAUUUCAAACUUCCUCUCCCUGCUGACGUCUUGAGGUAGUGUACAAAAGUGACAGCAAAAUCCUGACGGCCAUGGAGAUAAAAUCCUGGUUUGUCAUUUGGUUGUAUAUCCUGUCCCUCUUUGCACAAAAAACCUUGUGUGACAACCAACUUCUCCAGAAGGUGCAGGAAAUCAAAGGAUGCAUCCAUGGUUCUUGCAAAGGCAAAUUUCCAGUAAGCAGUGACUCUCCAAAUAUGAUGGAUAAUCGAACGUUUUCUGCUGCUCGUUGCUUUUGUGAUGACGAGUGCCACUUGUAUCGUGAUUGCUGCCCUGACAAAGUUACAGAGGUGGAGCUACAACAGGAACCUGUUUCUCCCAUCCUGUGGGACUGUGCAGGGUGGCAGAAUGGAUCAAAUCCUCACACACUAUAUAUGGUGAGAUCGUGUCCAUUUCAAGACAGAUUUUCAAAACUCUGCACACUUGAAGGUAUUCCAGAAGAAAAAUAUGACUACAAAUUUGAUGUUCCUGUGUUGAACACCAGAACAGGUGUCUGGUAUCAGAACAUUUUUUGUGCAAUAUGUCACAAUCAAGAUGAUGAUUUAGCAUCACUGAGUUUAAAAUUUGAUUGUACAGACAAUCUUACAGUGAACCAGGCAAUAACCCAUGGGCGCUAUGAACCACACAGUCUUACUUGGAAAAUGACAAAUGAUGUUAGAAGUCCAAUGUGUAAAUUAAACGUAGUGCUAGCUGUUGAUGGUGGUAUCAUGAAAGGCAGCAGACGCUGUAUAAAACAUGAACACAAAUGUGCUGCAAAUUGGACUGAUAUUGCAGUAAAAAAAUUGUGCCAUUCCUAUUCAUUUAUUGUGUAUACUCUUAAGUUUGGCAAUAGACGUAAGUAUUACAAGAAUCCCCAUUGUGCUCUUUGCAACUAUGUGGAACCUGAAGAAAUGAACUGCAUCUUUGAUGUAUCAAUCAGAGCCCCUCGUUUACCAUCCUUGAGCUUAGUACUGGAAUUAAACUGGGAUCCAGAUUCCCAAACCAUGCAGCAAGCAAACUGCCAGUUGCCUCAUGGAGUAUAUGACCCACUGCACAAGAAAUGCAUGCGAAUAGAAGAUGCUUGUGGUGAUGACUAUGUGUUUGAAGAUGGAAAAUGUAUCCCCAAUCCAGACCAUCAAAAAAGGAAGACAAGGAGCCACACAAAUCAAAGCCGUAUUUUAAAUGUUUCUUGCUUUGUGAUAACACUUGCACCAGAUGAAUUUAUUCUUGUAAACGACAGCAUUCAGCUGACUCUGAAUACUUCUAAUGCAGUGAUACCAAAUGGAUUGUUUGAGAUUUUUGACAAUGGUUAUGCAAAAGUCUGCAAUGUAUUUGACAUUCCUUAUUCUAAGGACAUAUUUAAAGGAUAUGUGUCAACUGUGUGUCUUUCAUUAUCAGUGAUUUGCCUCAUAUUACAUAGUGCCAUAUUCUGUUUGGUUCCAAAACUGCGCAAUCUUCCAGCUCUGAACCUCUUUUCCCUGACAACAGCACUACUUCUUGCACAGUUAAUAUUUCUGUUGGGUAUAUAUCCAGUUGCGCCUGUACCUCAUUCCCUGUGUGUUACAAUAGCAAUCCUUAUUCAUUAUCUAUUUCUUUCCUCAUUUUUUUGGAUGAAUGCUAUGAGUUUAGACAUAUGGAGGACCUUUGGAGUGAAAGGGUAUUCUUCUGGUACAAGAUGUCAGUACUGGAAGUAUGCAAUUUAUGCUUGGGGAAUUCCGUUGCUGAUAGUUGUUCUUGCUGUUGUAUUUGAUAAUACUUCUACAUUUACAAUGCACUUAAGACCAAAUUAUGCUGCACAUAAAAUGACUUGCUGGUUUGGAAGCCCACUCGGAUUGUUGAUAUAUUUUGUAGCUCCUAUGUUUGUAAUAGUUGUUAUCAAUAUUGUACUCUUUGGGAUAACUAUUUACAGACUACAUGAAAUGAAACUCAGUAUAAAAUUCAUAAAAAGAAAAAGAAAAAAUGAAAACUGUGAAACAUCACAGUCAACUCAACAAACAAAGCCAGUGCAGGCAUCUGGAGGUAUUUCUGGCAACAGAGAUAAAAUACGUUUUUAUUUGUAUCUAAAACUAUUUAUUAUUAUGGGGCUAACUUGGGUAUCAGGAAUAAUUGCAAUAUUUUCAGAGGUUGAGGCAGUUUGGUACAUUUUUGUUAUCUUAAAUGGUCUUCAGGGUACCUUUAUCUUCUUCAUGUUUGAUUUUAAACAAAAAGUUGGCAGCCUGUUAUGGAUAAAGUUGUUUGGUGGGAAAUUUGAACAACCAAAUUUUCUUAAAAACUUCAGUGUCUCAGGAAAGCAAGCAACAAAUACAAGAUGUGCAGCAUCAUCACAGACAAAAUCAUCCAGUGUCAGCAGUACACGUAGUGUGUCAUCUGACAAAAUGACUGUCCUAAAGAUGCCAUCAUCAGAAAAUAUGGAAUCCAAUAAGAGGAAACUGGAACCAGAAGAGAUUCCAUUGAAACUGGCUCCUAAAAAUGGAGGGAACAGCAGCUUCAACCUAGCAUUAAACCCUGCAUUCACUUCAGACUGAAACACAGAAGAUGAAAGUAUGGGGAGUUGUAGGCAAAUUCUUGUGGACAUUAUGCCAAGUUGUAUGGCUUGCACUGAGGCAGGAUAUGUGCAUCUUAUUGAUCUCAAGUUCUAAUUUAGUCAUGUGAAACCAAAGAGCUAUUAACAUUCUUAUUCUGAAAUGUUUCUUCAUAGACAAGACAUAGAAUACUGUAGUUGGUUGUGUUCUAAUGGCCUAAAAUGGACAGAGAAUGGGAAUUUGCUACAUGAGCUGUGCAAAUUCAGCAACUUUAAAUAGGGAGAUGUAAAUCUGUAGCAACAAAAUCAAAAAUUAUUACACGAUUUGUGCAUAGUCAGUCCUAUCUCCUCAUAUUUGUACAGGCUAUGACUCCAACUUACAUUGGCAGAUAUUCAAACUAACGCUCCCUGCAUUCCACAUAUGUUCAUCACAAAGCAUUUGAGAGUCUGUUCAGUAUUAUAGCUUUGUGUUGUCUACAAAGAUUGAGAAAACAGCAACUGACUUUUAAACUAGUGUGUUUGUGUGUGUGUGUGUGUGUGUGUGUGUGUGUGUGUGUGUGUGUGUAUUUUAAUAAUACAGAUAAUCAGUUCAUAAUCAGUGUUCUCUUCAUGUGCAUAAGUGUAUCAGUAAAUGUCAUGAAAGUUUCAUUUCUUUGAAUAGCGUAAUAUGUAAGAGAAUUUGACAAAUGAAAGACAGAAAGAAUGUGGAGUAAAUUGUUCAGAACUAACUGUGAGUAAUAAGAUUUAGUCACUUAUCUCACUAAAUGUUUAUGCUAUUGCAAAUUAACAGUAAAAGACUCAUGAGUUUCCACACUAGAGACUUUUUUCCUUUGGAUCUAGAAGACAAAAGCAUACAGAAAAGAUGCAUUUAAAAAUAGCCAAAAAAGAAUAAAAUUAUUGACAUCUGCAUGCUGCAAGAAAAUGAUUAAUGCUCCAUAUUCUCACAGUUUGUAAUGGAAAAAAAUCUCUCCAAUUCGGAUUUAAUAACCAAGUUUCCAGUUUUACCGCAAUCUUUUAUAUUGCCCUGAAAAUUCUCCUUAUGCUUUGUGGAGCUGAAAAUUAGGUCUUUUUUUCCAAUGUUUGGUUUUACAGGUGUUUCACCAUUAACAGCUUAUACCUAAUAGGAUACAGUUAUUUUGAAAUGCAAACAAUCCCACUGGAUAAACAUUCGCAACUGAGCAUUAUAGCCAGAGGGUACCCUCCCCCCCCCCCCCCCCUCCCUCACCAAAUACUUAAAUCAGGACUAUUUUCAGGGUAUUACAUGCCUGUCAUUGGGUGUGAUACUGCAGAUGAAUGAGACCAAAUCUAAUAAUUUUUACACAGAAUAGUACACUUGAGGCAUAUGGUUUUCCUUUUUGUUUUUUCAUGUGUACUAUAGCAUUCAUAAAAAUUAUUAUUAGCUUUGGCCUGAUGAAGGGCAUGUAAAACACACACACACACACGAGACACUUUCAGUUGCUCAAAAAUCAGUUGUCUCACACUGCUGUUGUAUAUAUGUGGGUGGCAUCCAUCAGUCAAUUAUAUGAGAGUAUUUGUUUCCCCAUUUUUUGUUGUUUUCAACCUGGGAUGCCCAUUAUUGUGUAAGUCAGAAAAUAAUCAGGAAAGUCAUCUAGGAUCCGAGAACAGACAAGGCAAAUGGAAGGGGAUUAAAUUUUGGUCUUCGAUAGCAUUUUAUAUCUAAUAUCUGACUAGUAUUUUCCCACUUUCUGUGCCCCUGCAAGAAGAAGAAGAAGAAGAAGAAGAAGAAGAAGAGUCCACUUCUUGGUUUGCAUAAAUUUUUCUCUCCAUUUUUAUUAUAGAUUUUGUGCAUGCAAUGAAGUUUUUCCACCAGAAAUUUCAAAGUCCAAGAGGUCUUCUGUUUACCUCGCUCUACCAUAACCCUGUACCGAGCUCUUCAAACACAGUUUCCUUUCACCUGUACUGUUCGGCUGUAGCCUUUAUUUAUGAAUGUCACCAUGUAGGUACUGUAUACGAGGCACUGAGAAAUUAUAUCAACACUCUUUUCUUUCAAAUCUGCAUACCCACAGCCAACAACUGGACAACCCUUAAAACUCUCCCAAAAAGUUUCACUGUUGCAAUAUAAGAAUAAAAUUCAGGAUUCAUCUGAAACAGCAUCCAAAAGUAACUGUUAACACAUUUUUUUAAACUAACAGUAACAUUGAAAAUCUCCUAUAGGCUUGCUAAAUAGAUGGAAGUUCUCGUUUCCUGUUUGGUGACAGGGGGACUUGAAUUUUAAGAGCUCAAUAUUCAUCUUUGACCUGUCCUCUUGUAUGUCUGUUAUAAAUACACUAAGAUGUUCAGUAAGAUUGGCAUUUGAAACAUUUGUAAAAGUUUACACAAUUAUCACAUUAGCUACAUUCCAGCUUUGAAGCUGCCUCUCUUUUGCUAAUUUCUAUAAUAGUGACCAAAUUUUAUUCAUUAAUUACAACACUUCUGUAUCCAGAUUUUAUAUUCAUCAUGUUCUUGCUAUCAUUCUUUAUUGUAUCUAAAUUUAAUUUUAGGUUAUACAUGUCAAAUAAUAUUUAAGUUUGAAUUACAAAAACUUUCAGGAGAUAUAAAGACAGUCAUAGGUAUAUCAGAACAUCAAGUAUCAAUUGUGGAAGAAACAAACUUGAUUUUCACACUUAAGUGCUUGUAACUAUACAGCUGGUGAAAGCACACCAAAGUUUGUGCAAGGAAUGUCAAUUCUAAGAGAGGGACAGAAGUAAUCAUUUUAUAAAUCUCAUAUUUGUCUAUUAUAUUAGCUAAAAAACUGAAUCCAACUGAACAUGUCUCAAAGGUCUAAUGGUACUGACUAACUGCUGUGUCACACUCAGCCCACAGGCAUCACUGGAUGCUGAUAUUGAGGGGCUUGUGGUCAGCACACUGCCCUCGCAACAGUUGUCAGUUUAUGAGACAGGAGCCACUACUUCCCCAUCAAGUGUCAACCCUGCAGCAAUGCCAUUCGUAUUAUAUUAGCUAAUCAAGAACGUAACAUUAUAAGCCAACUCCUCUGCUGUGCUUAAUUCACAAUCCCACAAUAUAAAUAUCACUUUUAUCUUUUCCUGUAGAUGAUGAUAUACCAUGCACACUUGAAUUUCAAUCAGUGAUUAUUUUCUUAAAUCAGUUUUGAUAAACUGCUUUAAAUGUUCGGUAGAUUUUGAGAAAAAUAGAAUUCAAAGAACCUUGUUAGUCUAAAGGGCUGCUUUAAUUUACUGUCAUAAUUUUAUACAUUGUAGUACAAAUAAUAAUGCUUUAAUUU